CUGUUAUUUUCUCCCCACCCUUGAUACUUUUUUUUUUUAUCCAACUGGUCUACCUUCUAUUGUUGGGAUACCUGACGAGUCUCUUUUCUUGGUAUGUGAUUACAAGCGUAAGGGUAUGAUACUUUUUUUUCUCUUUUUCAUUCUUGUCUCUCAUUAUGGCCGGUUGCAACAUGUGGGCAUAUUUUCACUUAUUUCUGUUCUCUCUUUUUUUUCGAAUUCUUUUAUUUUCUUACAAUCUCUCUUGUUUAAUUUUCUGGCUACCUCAUCCAUUUGUCUGCGCCUACUUUCCUUGAUGAAGUUCUUUGAGCCGAUUGCCCCCAUCGGUGAUUUUUUUUAAUUGGGGGUUGUUUGUCCCUGGAGGUGGCUGUUAGUGUUUUGUAGAGGCAUCGUGCCCAAAUUUUAACAAACAAUCAAA
Molecule: messenger RNA, 415 nt
Organism: Aspergillus ochraceoroseus IBT 24754
Lineage: Eukaryota; Fungi; Ascomycota; Eurotiomycetes; Eurotiales; Aspergillaceae
Exons: 1
Coding region: 116-337 (73 amino acids)
Source: RefSeq, a predicted model, not a curated record